Messenger RNA from Panicum virgatum (switchgrass), 1977 nucleotides. Its product is annotated as putative F-box/LRR-repeat protein 23. Gene Ontology annotation, molecular function: protein binding. Bases 546 to 1898 code for a protein of 450 amino acids. The record is from RefSeq and is a predicted model, not a curated record. NCBI's taxonomy places the organism in Eukaryota, Viridiplantae, Streptophyta, Magnoliopsida, Poales, Poaceae. The transcript has 5 exons.
AAUCGUCGCUUCCUUGUGGUUGCUUGUUUUCUAAUUAUGCUUCUACAUCUCUUUCUUGGAUGAAUAUGUGUGCAUCUGUGAAUCUUGUACUGCAUUGGUAUUUUUCCGCCUGAAAUUACAUUUUUUCUACACAAAAGAUAUAUUUUCCUUCUCAGCAGCAGCCAGCGGAUGUUUUCUUUCCAAUGGAUCUUGAAGCACAUUGCAUAGGAGUUUUUGUUUUUAACUUGCAAAGUGAGGGCCGUAGCAUCGAAAUUUCUGCAAUUAUUUGAAGCUACAUCAGCGUAGAUCAUGUUCCCGGGUCUUUCUUGUUAAACUGUAUGUAUUGCAAAAGAGCUUGUGUUGAUGGCACGAGCUCUCGUAAAUGCAGCACUAUCUGUGGUGAUGUCAACAUACCAAUACAGAGUUUGAUCUGAAAUGUCUCUUGUCCUACAACUUCAAUGGUUUUAUCGUUGAUGUUAUCACGAAUGAAUGCGCAUUUGUGCAUAAUCUUCACGCAAGUUAGAACCUCACUGAUAAUCACUAAUUCUUAGGUGUUUUUCUGCACAAUGGAUGUGGAGCCAAGCCCCUUGAUUGUGUCCCCAGCUAGGGAUUGGUCUGAGCUUCCACUUGAUGCCCUUUCCACAAUUUUCAUGAAGCUUGGGACCAUUGAGAUCUUGAUGGGCGCAGGCCUUGUGUGCCGCUCCUGGUUGGUGGCUGUGAAAUCACCAGAACUGUGGCGCUUCGUGGAUAUGACAAACCAUCAGAUGGUUUUCUCAAUGAACGGUGGGCCAGAGACCUUGUGUGCAAUGGCCAAAGUGGCCAUAGAUCGCUCUGAUGGACGAAUGGAGUCAUUCAGGGCUCAGAUGUUUGUUACAAGCGAACUCUUGGAUUACAUUGUGAGCAGGGCCAAUUCAUUGAAGAGCAUACAACUAACUAAUUGCUUGUUUCUUUGGACCCACAAAUUGGGUAGGUUUGCAUCUAAAUGCCCCCUUCUGGAGGAGAUAGAGUUCUCUUACCAAAAAAUGCUACCUGAACUUAUCAGGCAUAUUGGUAGUGUGCACCCAAAUCUGAAGUGUCUAAGAAUUUCGUUACCAUCCAUUUACGAAGGCGGGGUACAUAGGGAAUAUGACGAUUCAUGGGAGGACAUGAAAAAUGAAGAGGCCUUUGCCAUAGCAGAGAGCUUGCACGAGCUGCGGUUUCUUCAGAUGGCAGGCAGAUGCAUGUCCAACGAAGGAGUGUAUGCCAUCAUCAAGGGCUGCCCUCACCUCGAAUGCCUCGACAUCACCAAAUGCUGUGAUGUGGAUGUCGACGAUAAACUCCGUUCUCACUGUGCCAAGAUCAAGUGUGUCUUGUUACCCAAACCAAUGGGUUGGUCUUCACUUCCUGGAUUUGCAUGUCAAAUAGAGGACAAGGCAAAGACUAUGAUCUCACCGGACCAGUUUGUUGAAGGGCAUUUGACUCGCUGGUGGUUUGAUUCUGAUCAGAUGAUUCGGGAGAUUGCCAUGGAAAAUCCUCAAAAUGAUGAGGAUGCAUAUGAGGAGCCUGAGGAGGCUUGUAAAGCGAUGCAGACUUUGUACUACUUUACUCUCCACAAGCAAGGUGAGACUAUUUCCAACACUGACAAGAUUGAUGAUCAGCUUUGGUUAGCUCAGUACGAUUAUAGCUGCCCUGAUCUUCAUGUCAUCGGAGAGUAUGAGGGUAAAGACUACAGCAACAUUGUGCGCCGUCUUUCAGAAGAGGAGGAUAUGGAUCUGUGCGCUGAGGGGGAGAUGGAUGAUGGUUCAUACGGAGACGACUACUGGCAGGACUAUUGCUCGCCCCCAUCGUCCCCUGAUGAGUCCUCCCGCCCUGAUUUGAGCAAAGUGACCUGUGAUGACACUAGGUUCUAUACUGACAUCCAUGAGUACUACUCCCUGUGAUCAUCUCAGUGCCUUGUUUGGACCUUUAUGCUGUGUGCUUUAAAUUGUGUCAUGGACACGUGGUGUGUUCUUUAAAUUG